AUGCUAAUAUAUGGUGGAAUAGCAGCUGCAGUUCUUCUUGUACUAUGUGUCUACUGCCAAGCAAACCGCAAAAGGCAAUUCCCAAUGCCCUCUCCUGCUUGGGGAGGGGGAAUGCCACCUCAAGGUUUUCCUCCAGGUCCAGGUCCAGGUCCAGGAAUGGGACCUCCAAGACCAGGUCCAGGUCCUGGUUUUCGUCCUGGGAUAGGCAUGAGACCGCCAGAGCCUAGACCUCCUCAACCAUGUGGACCAUAUGGGUCACUAGGUCCCCCACCAAGAAUUCCAGCAAUGCCCGCGCCUGACAUGUAUGGGCAGUUUUCAGGAACGUAUGGGCAGCCUUCUGGAAUGUAUGGGCAGCGACCCGGAUUUGUCGCUCCGAUGCGACCUCCGGCAAUGCGUCCUCCAAUGGCGAUACGACCUCCUCCAAUCGUUCAACCUAGGCCGAUACUGCAACCACCUCCGAUAAUCCGUCCACCUCAAACCAUUGAUAGCAUUUACAAUCCAGUUGUUGCUCCAGUUACAGUUGGCUUUGGUACUCUGACAACUCUUUGUGCUCCUAGACCACAAGUUAAUGAAAGCGCGGCUAGCGCACUUGGAAGUAUUUAUGGUGCGCCAGCAACAUACGCGUCAGCUCCGGCUGCAGGACCUACAUAUGUCGUAGGACCUCCAGUCCCAGCGGUUGCUCCUCCAUCCAUAUAUGAAAGUAUUUACGAUGCACCAAGUCAUAUUUAUGAAGAUCUCGGAGCCUAUUCUUCGACGGGCCCAUCAGUCCUACCAGGAAUGAUACGUAGAACGCAUUUUUGA
This is a messenger RNA of Enterobius vermicularis (human pinworm), 801 nucleotides long. Lineage: Eukaryota; Metazoa; Nematoda; Chromadorea; Rhabditida; Oxyuridae. The record is from the annotation of a GenBank genome assembly.